This is a messenger RNA of Cydia splendana, 5796 nucleotides long. It is a transcript of the gene by, whose product is annotated as tensin-1. Gene Ontology annotation, molecular function: protein binding. The record is from RefSeq and is a predicted model, not a curated record. Gene Ontology annotation, cellular component: focal adhesion. Lineage: Eukaryota; Metazoa; Arthropoda; Insecta; Lepidoptera; Tortricidae. Bases 363 to 3989 code for a protein of 1208 amino acids. The transcript is spliced from 22 exons.
GCUUUCGCGAUACCAAUCCAACUAUCUCGAUCACCAAUUUCACAUAAAACGCCUUUUAAAGCUAAGAAAGCUAUGCCUUUCUAUAAAUACACUUAAUUAGCGCGCGGUCGUGGUCCUCUGGUGUUUACCAAUUAGGUAGUGGCAAGUUACGCUUACGAUUAUGAAGGAACACUUAUUUUGAUCUUAAAACUGAAGACAAUGUGCGCAAUCCACCUGCUAAUGAUUGUUAAGUGAAGAAAGCUUUACGUAAACUCAGCAUAGGUGAGCUCGUGAUGUGAAUGUUACAAGUGAAUACAGACUCUUGACCAACCGUUUAGUCCAGGAGCCAAACUUGCCUUUCUUCGGACUUUAGUCAGUUGAAAAUGUACCAUACCGGGCGACUCGGCAGUGGCAGCAGCACCUCGACAUCCUCGGGAGGAUCGUCGGAUCUGCGGGUGUCCGGUGCCGUGGAGUUGGCAGACCCCGCCAAUACUGCGCAGAUACUAGCUCAACUGCAAAAUCCUGAUCGAGCCCGAUUCUCCGACACCAGCUGGCAGAUCCACCGGACCUGGCGGCGCGAGGACUCGCUCCCGCUGUCGCCUCCACCGCUGCGCACCGCGGCAGCUACGUCAGCACCCGCUCCACAACUCCGCAAUGACCAGAAUGGCAUCUAUGACACCAUUACGACACGAGCCGUCAGCGCUCCAGCCACUCCCGCCGGGGCGUUAUUUGGAAGGGAUCAAACUGGCGCGCGGUCAGCGAGCUUCCCCGUCGGCGGGUCCGCAGGGCGGCUGGACCUGUGCUACGUGGCCGAGCGUAUGCUGGCGCUACACCUGCCCGACCGCGACGCGCACGCUGAGGCGCAGGCCGCGCACAUGCUUACCAACAAGCACGGCGAACAUUUCAUGGUGUUUGAGGUGAGCUGUAGCGACGGCAGCGGAGCGGGGCGAGAUGCGCGUGCGGCAUUUGGGCGCGCGCGAGCGUUGGGCUGGGCGGGGACGCUAGCGCCGCCGCUGGAGCGACUGUGCGCCGCUUGCAAGCACAUCGAGAGCUGGCUCGCCGCGCACCCGCGGAACGUAGCUGUACUACUCGCCUGGGGCAACCGAGAACGACUGGGCGUGUUGGUAGCGGCGUAUAUGCACUACUCUGCGAUCUGCGGCGCGCCCGAGCACGCACUGGACCGGUACGCCAUGCGGCGCUACCUCGACGACCGCGUGCCCGUCUUCCACCUGCCCUCCAACAAGAGGUACAUCGACACAUUUGCUGGCCUGCUGGCGGGGCAGAUCCGCGUGAACGCGGCGCCGCUGCACCUGACGCACGUGAGCGUGGCCGGCGCACUGGCUCCGGCCUCGGAGCCCACCAUCGCCUUCCUGAAGAUCUACGAGAACUUCGUCUGCGUCUAUACCUCGGGCUUGUACAUGGUUAGCGGCGGCGGCUGGACCGUGGGCGUGGGCCGCCUGGCGCUGCGAGGCGACGUGCUGGUGCGAGCGUACAGGAGACCGGCGCAGGCGCAGCAGCGGCGGCUCGUGUUCGCGUGCCAGUUCCACACGUGCGCCGUCGCGGACCACACGCUCUCCUUCACCAAGCAGCAGCUGGAUCACGCCGCGCACGACCCAUCGUUCCCGUCCGACGGCGCAGUGGAGCUGGUGUUCUUGCGCAGCGAGGGCGGCGGCGGCGCGGCGCCGGCGCCCACCCCCGCGGCCCCGCUGCGCGCCGCGCCCGACGCGCUCGCCCGCGCCGACUCGCUCGACCACCUGCGCCCGCUCUCCACGCUCACCGAUGAUGACCCUGGUGAAAACAACGGCAGCGCCGAAGGUUCCGGGUCGGGAGGCGAGGCCGGGGAGGGGGCUGAAGCGGCGCACACGUUCGGUCCCCUCGACGGGUCCAUCUACGCCACAGUGGUGCGCGCGGGCGGCGGGCCCGCGUCCCUGCUCAGCGCGUCCAUGGACUCCGGCAUCUCGUCGGCGGGGCGGCGCGCGGCGCCCAGCCCGCCCGACGAGCUCGACGCGCUGCUCGGGGACAUGUUGCGCACCGUCAGCGCGCUGCCCGACCCGCCCGGCGCGCAGCCUGCCGCCGCGCAAUCGCACUCCGAUCGCGCGCCUGACAUACCGUAUCACGCGCGCGCCGACUCCGCUCCCUUCACCUACGGAGCGCCAGGCUUGCGACCCGGCAUGCUGCGCGCUCCCAACCGCCUGGCCAGCCCCGAGCUGGUGCGGCGGGCUCUCGGCGGCGACCGCUCCUACCGACCUAUCGAAGACGACGACGACGAACGAGUCACCACCACCACCCCUGAACCGCCAUCGCCUCAUACCCCUGUUUCUCCGCGCACCCUCCGUAAACUUACUCAUGAAGAUGUCACCACUACCACCACAGCAGUACCACCGCCGGCCUCUCCUUUACGAAAUGGGAGGUGGUUGAACGGGAACGCGGAAUGGAUCGACCGACCUCCAAGUAACACUCGCAAGGCGAUUGAAGAAAAUGGGACGUGGCGAUCAGCAAGCACGUUGGGAUGGCACGAAAGUUCAAGGGCGAGGGAACCGCGAAGGUCAGAGAGUGCCUUGGAAGGCAGCACGGGCCUUACGUGGUUGCAGCGGCAACAGCAGAAACUUCGAGAAAGGAAAGAAGCCAGGGAGAGAGUCCAGCGGUUACCUCUUGAAUGGGAUGCCACUUCCAGACAUGUUCGCCGCUCUGCUAGCCACCGAAUGGACGGGUACACUAGCGACACAACAGCAUUUGCCGACGACGAUGACGACUUCAGUGUUCCCUUACACGUCAAUACGUUACGAACUCCACUUAGGAACGAUAGUAUCAGUCCUCAAGCACCUGACAGAACCUCAUCUAGAAAAUUCAUGUUCGAAAAGAUGACGAUGCGCGAGUGGAGUGGCAGCACCACGCCCAUCACGUCUACCACCGCGCCUGGUCUUCUGUCGCUAGCGGAGCCGCCCACCAAUGACACUAUCAUUCGGGAGCGGGCCGAAAGCUGGUCGAGGUCGGAGUCCCGCGCGGGCACGCCGCUGUUCCCCACGCACCCGCGCACGCCCUACCCGCCCACGCCCACGCCCUCGCUCAGCGCGCGCCCGCCGCGCUCGCCGCCCGUCACCAGAAAAGAGCGCGAAAGCAGCCCCGAAUCGGAGUAUCGGAUCUACAACGGCAGUUGCGGGUCGCGGCGCUCGAGCGCGGGCGGGUCGGAGCCGCAGCACGUGGCGCCCGACCGCGAGCGCUUCGCCAGGGACACCAGCCACUUCUGGUACAAGCCCAACAUCUCCCGGGACGACGCGGUAGCAGCGCUGCAGCACCUCGAAGAGGGCUCGUUCAUCGUGCGCGACUCGAACUCGUUCCCGGGCGCGUUCGGGCUGGCGGUGCGCUCGGGCGGCGGCGUGCGCCACUUCCUCGUGGAGCCGGCGGCGCGCGGCGUGCGCCUGCGCGGCUGCCCCGACGAGCCCGUGUUCGGCUCGCUGUCCGCGCUCGUCUACCAGCACACCGUCACGCCGCUCGCGCUGCCCGUGCCGCUGCGGCUGCCCGACAGGGAUCCAUGGAGCGGCGGCACCGCGAACGCGGCGGCUCGGGCCCUACUAGCAACAGGGGCGGCGUGCCACGUGCUGCUGCUCGGCUCCGAGAACACCGAGGCGCUGACCGGCCCCGCCGCCGUCAAGCGAGCCGUCACCAACAUUAUACUGAAGAAGGGAGGAGCGCACGUGGUACACUUCAAGGUGUUCGGCGGCGGCAUCACGUUAACCGACUCGGCGCGGAAACUGUUCUUCAGGCGGCAUUAUCCCGCCGCCAACGUGUCGUAUGCCGGCCUGGACCCGGACGAGCGACGGUACGCACACGUCGACAACGGCACCAAGAAUGAAAAACGCAUAUUUGCGUUCGUGGCGCGCGCAGCGACGGGCUCCGACAACCAGUGCCACGUGUUCGCCGAGCUGGAGCCCGAGCAGCCCGCCACCGCCAUCGUCAACUUCGUCAACAAGGCAUUACUCGGAAACUCGCAGAAAAAGGACAUAAUUUAACGGCCUCUAUCAUCAACUGACGAGUCUAAGUAAUGGAAUACUCAUUGACGUUUUAUGCACUAACAGUGAUCUACUAAACCCAAGCUAUUUUGUGGCAACACAUACAGAGUGAAUAAUCUAAAUGGACCAAUAUUUGGAUGUUUCACUCUGUAAAGUUGGGGAGCAUUAUUAUCCGUGUAAACACUGAUUAUAUUAACUACAUUUGUGAGAUGUUUCACAAAUUGAACUUGGUCACUAUGAACUAAUUCAUUUACUAGUAUAUAAAUGAACUCAUUUCAAAGAUUUUAUUUUUAAUACGCUUCGUAUUCACCAAGUACAAUUAACCAACCCUUUCGUUAGUUUUAAGCUAAAUUAAUAUAAAUGUUAUAUUAAUACUGUAGCAUAGAGAAGAAACUAACUAGUCUCAUAUAUUAAUUUAAUAUAUAAUGUAGUGAUAUCGAGCGUGCCUAUAUAAUGUUUAAAACGUCUACAUUGUCAAUGUGUAAUUAUGAGUUAAGGAUAAGAGUCCAUAAUUUGAUAAAAAAAGUAAUGCAAAUUUGUCAUCUAUCUGUUGCUCCAUUUGCCAUGAAAUUAAAUGUUCUAAAUAUAACACAUAACAUAUUUAGUAUCUAAGUAUAUAUCAAAUUAUUGAGAUAUUAUAACGAAAAAGCAUAAUGCUUAAUGGGCAUAAUCAGAAUCAUAUUAAUUUCUGCGCUAGAUAUAUGUAUAGUUUAAUAAAAAUGCGUACGCAUAGUUUAACUCAAACAAACUCUUAAACGUCUCUAUUGCUAUUACUAUUAUAUUACAAAUACCUAAUACAGACCCUGUAAUGACACAUCAAGUUAGUCUUUAUAUUAAAUAUACCUAUGUACUUAUGUUAAGCAUUAUUGUUUUUGUUAUGUGUUGUUGAAUUAGGACAGUUAAUUUUAUGCGUUUUAAUGUAGACCCGAUGAUAUGUUAUGACAUAAAUUUCAAUCAAUUAAUUACAUGAAAUUAUAUUUGUUAUGCGCUUUCAAUGGAUAUUUUGAAAUGCGGGUAAUGAGAGAAGAGAGUGUAUAAAUAGAAAAUAAAUAAAUGCGAUAGAACAAUAAUUCUAAUCAAUAAUGGAAGUCUUUCGUAGUGUAGUGGCUAACUUGUGAACCUACAAAUGUAAUGACUACAUACAUGAGAGUUUAGUAAUCAUACAACGAAUAAUAUGAGUACAAGAAUGCUUAAAACGACUCAAUAUAUAAUUAUAUAAAAAAUAACCUGUAAAAAUGUUAAUUUAAGAUGAAUACAUAGGUAGGUACAUUUCAAAUAUUACAGCUUUGAAAAUCCAAAAUAAAAACAUUUAAUAGUUAUUAGCACAGUAAUUACAAAAAACCCUAAAGUAAUUGGUACAAAUUAUUUAAUAAUUUGUCUAUAACAUGACUACAAACUAUAAAAACCAUAGUCGCAAUUCGUCAGUAGUAGUAGCCAAGUACAACAUAUAUCUAAGAUGGGUGCAAUCUUUAGUUGACAUAUUGCAUAUUAAUUUAUUAUUAAAGAGUACUAUUAUGUAGAGUCGACGUCAAAGAUAUGCUUACACUUUUGUACCUUACUCCUUUGUAAUAAGGCGAAAAAUGUAAACAUAUCUUUGACGUCAACUGUACCGUAUUAUACAACCUGUAAUCAAUAUUUGACGCCAUAGAUAUGCCUUAUAAGAGUACACCAGUGAUCUAAAUAAGAAUUAAUUUUAAUUCUUUAAUGAUAUCCAGUUAAGAUAUUAAUGUUAAAUGUAAGACGUUUAUUGUAAUAAAUAACUGUUGUAAAAUGUAUUUAUUGGUUAUAAUACAUUAUUUGAAAUAAA